Molecule: messenger RNA, 333 nt
Organism: Exophiala viscosa
Lineage: Eukaryota; Fungi; Ascomycota; Eurotiomycetes; Chaetothyriales; Herpotrichiellaceae
Exons: 2
Coding region: 1-333 (110 amino acids)
Source: RefSeq, a predicted model, not a curated record
AUGACUGCCUAUACCCGCGAGGUGAACCGUGCCGCCCGUGCUGCCCGUGCUGCUCCUGCCCCUGUCGCUGCCGGCUCGCCCUCGACUCCUAUCUCGACUCGCCUGUUACCAGCUCCGCCCAAUGCGCCAUUGAUGCGGUCGCUUGCGGCCAGCGUGCGAGAUACUGCUACUCCUCCUAUCUCCCCCCCUACCGUCACCAAUAAUGCCGUCACUACGGCUACUACUUCUCUAGCUUCGUUGGAGUCGCGUGUGGGUCGUAUAGAGGCCGCAACUUUCUCUAGCUUCGGUAAUGAUAAGCCUACGAUAUCGUCUGAAUCGUCUGACUCGGAGUAG